AUGGCCUCGGAAGUACAAAUAUCAGAUGCUUGGAACAGAGCUCGAGAUCGAUAUGUCGAAGACCUCAAUGAAGAAGAACAGCAGAGGUAUUUCAGAGCUUCAGCACAGUCUCUUUUGGAUGAUGCUUGUGCCGCAGAGAAAUUUCACGGUACGAAAAGCACUACUCGCAGCGUAAUGGAGAAGCUUCAGCCUUUUGUUGCCGCUAUUGAACAAUAUGGCGGGGCGAUCGAUGUUUAUUCGAAUACUUAUGCUCUAGCUCUCGGUCCGAUCUGGGGUAGCAUCAAAGUCCUACUCCAUAUCGCACGUGAAUUUGGCAAAUACUUUGACAAGCUUGUUGAGAUGUUUGCAAGGAUCGGUGACGUCUUGCCACGCUUCAGAACUUAUGAAAGAUUGUUCUCGAACCAUGAGCGUCUGAUUCAAGCGCUCUCGGUAGCCUACCUAGACAUCAUCACUUUCUGCACCAAUGCAAAAAUGAUGCUGAUCUACGGUGUCGGAAAAAAAGCUUCGAAGGUGACAUUCAAGCUGUUAUGGAAACCGUUUGACCUGCAAUUUGGUCAGCAACUUAGUGCCUUUCGUGUUCAUCAGAAGAAUGUCGAAAAGGAAGCGGGGUUGGCGAACAUGAUCGAAGCCGCUGAUGCUAGAGCUCUGGUGCUUGCCGACCAGAAGCAGCUUGACAAGCAACGGCGAGAGGACAAUCGGCUCCGGAUUAUCGCCAUGCUCCACGCUGUCGACUAUGAAGCUAAACAUAGAAAGCUCCAGAUUUUACGUCAUGCUGGAACGGGUGAAUGGCUCUUUCGACAGGCCACAUAUUGUGAAUGGAUAACGCCAGGCAACUCCGCAUUUCUUUGCUGCCGUGGUAUACCCGGCUGUGGCAAAAGCAUCCUUGCAUCUAACCUGGUCGACAAUUUGAUGAACGGCGUCCUCGCUCCAGUAUGUCAACCCUCGGACGUCAUAUAUUAUUACUGUGAUUAUGCAGAUCAGAGAACCCUUCAGCUUGAUCGUAUCUUAGGAAGCCUUCUGAAGCAACUGCUCCUUAAUCAUCAGAUUCCAGAGUACAUUGAGUCGCAGCUUCUCCAAAUCUACGCUGGAGGAACCAAAUCACCCGCCGAGAACGCAUUGGGUGACAUCUUCUAUUCAGUAGUCGCAUUGCACCCCCAGAUUUACAUGGUCUUUGACGGACUCGAUGAAUGCGAGAAGACCGUUUGGCAGGCAAUGCUGAAAGUUUUUAAGGAUUUAUCAGCCAAUGGACAGUCUCAUGUCAAGACAUUCAUAACUUGUGUGGAAGAAGGUCCUGUUGCACAUCGUCUCCACGAUUCUCCGUGCGUCCAACUAUCCACUGCAGCUACAGCUGAAGACAUCAGGGCCUUUAUUACAUCAUCGGUCAGAUCGAAAGUCGAGAACGGAGAAUUGCGGAUUCGCAAUCUAAAUCUAGGACAAGACAUCAUUUCCGAGCUACUUCUAAGGGCAAAUGGAAUGUUUCUCUGGGUCUUCUUCCAACUACAUGAUCUUUGCGAAUCGUCCUCUGACGCUAUGAUUCGAGAAACACUAAGAAACCUGCCCGAAGGACUCGGCGAAACUUACAGGAGGAUCCUGAUCAAGAUUAGUGAAAGCCCCUCGAAAGCUAAACUGGCUCAAAAAGUGUUCAAGUGGGCUACAGUCGCGAAACGUCCUCUCAACGUUGAAGAACUCAAAGAAGCCGUUGCCAUUGAACCAGGCGACAAAAGCUGGGACGAAGCAAAAUUUCCACAUGAAGAUCUCAUGUUCGAGUCCUGCAGAGGCCUGAUCAUCAAAGAUGAGGACGACGGGACCGCGCAUUUUGCACAUCACACGGUCCGGCAAUAUCUUACGGGCGGACUGACCACCAAAGUUGAUCCCCUGUUUGAGAUCUCGGUGGCGGACGCAGAUCUUCUUGCUGGACAGGCGUGUGUUGCGUAUCUCACAUUCUCCGAUUUUGAAACUCAGAUCACGUCGACCACGCCCAUCGUUCGACUCGAACAAAAGGGUAUACUAGAAUCUGGUGGACCUUUGUGGAUCCCCAGUGUCCUUGGUAUUAGGAGAUCUAUGUUCAAUAUACCUUUCAGACUACUUCGGGGGGAUCCAGCCGUGCGACCCUCAGAUUCUGACUAUUGGAAGUACCUAAGACCAAAGCCUAAGUCGAAAAUUAAUCCCUCCACAGAUCUCAAAGAAAAGUAUCGACUCCUCUGCUACGCCAUAGAACACUGGGAACUGCACACCAGGUGGUCUCAAUCAUCAGAUUCCGGAUUCCGUUCUCGCCUCAAGAGCUUAGUCAAGCACAAGAUACUGGCUUUCGAUUUCCGGCCAUGGGGUUCUAAUCAACAUUUUGGUCCAUAUGGUUGUGUAGGAUGUCCAAGCCCAAGUGCGGAAAGUUUGGUCGCUAAAGAUCUGCCAUAUCUAUCCAUGAUCCACUACGCAGCCGAAGUGGGUAACCUCACGUUCUUAACAUCCCAUUACUUUACGGAAAUCGAGAUCGGCGAAUACAUCUACCACGAGAGGUACCAUAACGAAACGUUGUUGAUUGCUUGUCGUCACAACAGAACUGAAAUAGUUAAGUAUCUCAUAGAGCAAGAAAGGUACGAUAUUUCCGACGGAAGAGCUAUCACUACUGCUGCAGCUGCAGGGCACGUAGAUGUGCUGCAGUAUCUACUUAGCCUUGGUCAGUACUCAGCCCAGCAACAAGGCCACAUCGCUUUAUCCUUGGCCGCAAAAAACGGACAUGAGGCUGUUGUUGAAGUACUAGCAGUUGCCGGAGCCGAUCUCGACGCGUAUGAUAAGCAGACAGGUCGAAGUGUGGUCGAUUUAGCGGCCAUGAACGGCCAUGACUCCGUAAUACGGACCUUAAUGCAAAGAGGAGCCCAAAAAUCUACAGGCCAGGGAGGAUUGACCGCACUCCAUCUCGCUGCUACAAACGGUCACGCUGCGGCAACCCGAGCGUUGCUUGAGUCCGGUUUCCCGGAAGACAAGGCCGAUUCAAGUGGGCGAACUGCCCUACACCUAGCCGCAAAGUCAGGUCAUAGUGCGGUGGCUGAGGUUUUGCUUGAGAACGGUGCCAAUCCCUCAUUGGAAGCACUUGCAACCGUGCCCUCUGGCGACCGAUCCGGCGGGAUGCCAUUUCACCUGGCAGCGCAGGGCGGUCACGUCAAGGUCCUAGAACUCUUCAUGCAACACGUACCAUCGGUCGAUUUUCCCCGGACCAUUUCAGAAAAAACCGCUCUUCACUCCGCGGUAGCUGGUGGUCAAGAAAAGGCGAUCCGGUGGCUUAUCAAGAAUGGAGCUGACGUCAAUGCAAUAGAUUUGGUUGGCGACACACCUCUCAAUUGCGCUGCGAAUCUAGGAGACAUGACUGCAUUCCGUGUGUUGCUAGAGCAUGGGGCGAUGGAGGGUCUUUGGUUGAUACCACAUAAGCCCUAA
Letharia lupina is the source of this 3429-nucleotide messenger RNA. RefSeq lists its product as uncharacterized. Gene Ontology annotation, molecular function: protein binding. Bases 1 to 3429 code for a protein of 1142 amino acids. The transcript is spliced from 7 exons. NCBI's taxonomy places the organism in Eukaryota, Fungi, Ascomycota, Lecanoromycetes, Lecanorales, Parmeliaceae. The record is from RefSeq and is a predicted model, not a curated record.